UUUGGACAAAGUUGUUCUACCUUCUCAAGUUCAGAAGAUCACAAUACCAAAAUGUGAGAAGACUUUAGGAACUAUGAAGUCAGCUUCCUCGGCUGAUGAAGAGCUCUCCUGUAUCAGAGAGUCCAGCUCUGGUCGUAAAGACGUGGAGCUUAAGACAGCUCUGAGGUUGGUUAAGAGGCUAUUCAAAAAUAUCUUCAAGUUCAAGAACCAUGAACUUGUCGAAAAGAGAUUCAUCAACUGUGAAAUGGACGAAGUCUGAGGCGGCAUGAGAGCUAUGCUUGUUGAAAUCUUUGAUGCAAAUGACCUCACUGAUGAUCUUCUCUACUACACCAUUGGAAUUAUUAACCCAAAGUGGAAAGCUAGGCUCGACUGAGGUCCUGAACUUAAAAACCAGAUUGGAAUGUUCCAUAGAUGCUGCUAAACCUUCUCGAUGAAAAGGAUUCGCAAACUCCUAAAAUGCAGAAAUUUCAGAACAUUGUGUGCUCACUUGACUCAGGUGUUGGAAGAUCCUCGAGUAGGCAUUCUCAGGAAGAUUCUUGAGACAAAUCCCAUGAGCGAUCCCCUGGAAUA
This is a messenger RNA of Moneuplotes crassus, 570 nucleotides long. NCBI's taxonomy places the organism in Eukaryota, Ciliophora, Spirotrichea, Euplotida, Euplotidae. The record is from the annotation of a GenBank genome assembly.